ACAUUUAAUUUAAAACCUUUUAGCAAACACUACACAACGAAAGUCACUUUAGUCUAUAAAAAAAUGUCAGCUUUAGAAUUAAUAUCUUUUGACAAUGAAGUCUUUCGAUCCUAUGUUUUGUGGGGUACUAUAAUGGUUACCAAAAUGUUGCUAAUGGGGCCAUUGACUGCCCUGCAACGUUUUAAAAAUAAGACCUUUAACAAUCCUGAAGAUUUAACCUCCAAAGAUAAUAAGGUUAAAUUCGAUGAUCCUGAUGUGGAACGUUGUAGAAGAGCCCAUCGCAAUGAUAUGGAAAACAUUGUACCAUAUCUGGCCCUUGGUUUCUAUUAUGUCAUAACUAAUCCAUCUGCCGAUAUAGCUAUAAAUGUUUUCCGUGCCGUGGGUAUUGCUCGUAUUGUUCAUACCUUGGUUUAUGCUGUUUUUGUUAUUCCUCAACCUGCCCGUGUUCUUUCCUAUAUGGUUGGUUUGGUUGCUACUGUAUACAUGGCUAUUCGGAUCAUGAUUUAUGCAUUUUAAACAAUUUUCUACUUUUAAGUUAAAUUAUUAAUAUCUGUACAUAAACGAGGAAUAAAUUGUAUUCUUGAAAAUACAAGUUUCAGAAA
Molecule: messenger RNA, 602 nt
Organism: Lucilia cuprina (Australian sheep blowfly)
Lineage: Eukaryota; Metazoa; Arthropoda; Insecta; Diptera; Calliphoridae
Product: microsomal glutathione S-transferase 1-like
Exons: 3
Coding region: 64-516 (150 amino acids)
Cellular component (GO): membrane
Source: RefSeq, a predicted model, not a curated record